This is a messenger RNA of Gastrolobium bilobum, 993 nucleotides long. Its product is annotated as early nodulin-like protein 18. Gene Ontology annotation, cellular component: plasma membrane. Gene Ontology annotation, molecular function: electron transfer activity. Lineage: Eukaryota; Viridiplantae; Streptophyta; Magnoliopsida; Fabales; Fabaceae. The record is from RefSeq and is a predicted model, not a curated record. The transcript has 2 exons. The coding region runs from base 128 to 835 and encodes 235 amino acids.
AGGGUUUCAUACAAAAUCAGUAAACCACACACACCAUAGCUGGCAGCAUAAGAAUCCCACAUUCUCAUUCUCUUGAGUCAGUCAUAAAAAGCAAGUUUGCCUGCACAUUCACAAACCCCAAGGAAAAAUGGAACAGAUAAGAAGUUCUUCACAUCUUCUGUUCUCAACUCUCUCUUGUCUUCUCCUCCUUCUUUUAUGUUUCUCAGGAUCUGUUGAGGCUUACAAGAAUUACACAGUGGGAGAUUCUUUAGGCUGGUUUGACAAUCUUGAGAAUCCUAAAGUCAAUUACCAGAAGUGGGUUGUCAAUAAAGAGUUCAGCUUGGGAGAUUUCCUCAUUUUCAACACGGACAACAACCACUCUGUUGUUCAGACAUACAAUUUUACCACAUACAAACAAUGUGACUAUGAAGAUGCACAAGAUAAGGACACAAUCCAAUGGUCAGCAUCUGAUCCGUCAAAUACUCAGAUACAUCCUGUGUCAGUACCAGUUCCUUUGGUGAAGGAAGGGAUGACAUAUUUCUUUUCAAGUGACUAUGAUGGUGAGCAAUGCAUGAAUGGUCAACAUUUCAAAAUAAAUGUGACUUAUGGACAAGGGUUGCCUAAAAGUCUUAAAAAUUCCCCAGAAGAUGCUCCAUCUCCUGCUAGUCCAGUUUCUGGAGACGAUGAUUCAGCACCAGACACAGUUGUUCCUGCCAAUUUCAGCAAUCCCCAGGGAGAAACUGGUGAUGACACAACCAACAAGAAAUCUAGUUCUGUUUCAAUCACAAUGCAUGGACAACUUCAGAACAUAAUUUACGGGUCCCUUAUCUUGUUAGGGAUAAUUUUAUUGUUUUAAAGAGUCAAGAGAGACCCUUAAUUUAUUUCAUAUUAUUUUUUAUAGAUGUUAUUAUUUUCUCUAUUUUUUUAUUAGGUGUGGGAGGGUUGAGCGAUUGAAUUGUGAGUUAGGGUAUACCAGAUAUAUUAUUGUAAACUAAAAAUAAUAUAGCUAUUACA